This is a messenger RNA of Tetrahymena thermophila SB210, 621 nucleotides long. Its product is annotated as DOMON domain protein. The transcript has a single exon. Lineage: Eukaryota; Ciliophora; Oligohymenophorea; Hymenostomatida; Tetrahymenidae. The record is from RefSeq and is a predicted model, not a curated record.
AUGAAAUUUGUAAUUUUAUCUUCUUUAUUAGUAGUUUGUACAUUAACUCAAGUUACAAAUUAAAUAUCAUUAUCAAAUGGGUUUGUCCUGAAUUACUAAAUUGCUUCUCCUAAUAUUUCUUUCACCCUUACUGGUUCCAACAAAGGAUAUGUAGCUCUUGGAUUUGGAGGUAGUGGUAUGGACUCUAUAGAUGUUGCUGCAUUUAAAUGGGAUGGGACAUAAGUAGUUGGUGAAGAUAGAACUAAUCUUGACAACAAAAAAAAAGUGGAUUUAGAUGUAAACAAUGGAUGUAUUAAUAACUUAACUGUAGAUCCAACAUCUACUUAUGACUCAUCAACAGGAAAUUGGAAUAUUAUAUUUAGUAGACCAUUAAACACAAACGAGCCCAAUUGUGAUUAAAUUAUAUAAGCAGAUACAGCUUAGAAUUUAGCAUUUGCUAUCUUUAAAGACUUUACUUGGUAAAAGCAUUCAUCUUCAAACUUUUGGACAUUGACACUCUCAUCAGGUACUUAAAAUGAUCCUUCUCUUUCAGGUACUUAAAAUGGUCCUUCUCUUUCAUCAUUAUUAAUCCAAUACUCUUAUUAUCUAACUUUGUUAUAUAUGUUGAUGAUUUUCGUCUGA